GUGCUGGGGAGCGUAGUCGAUCCUCUUGCUCUCCAUCUUGGCUGAGCUGACCGGGAGUCUAGCUUGAUAUAGGGCAGUGAAAGCGCAAGCCCGAAGACAUGGAAGUACCCGAUGGCAUGCUGACCGCGCCCAGGGGACAUAUCACUGGCCCGAGGCAGUACGGGCUGACACUGCCGGGGCACCGCAGGACGCUCAGUGGACCCCCCCUCCCGCCCCCCGCCAGCCUCCCCGUUCUCCCCGACCCAACCGCCCACACCAUGAGCGUCGAGGUGGGCACGCCGGGCACGCCGGGGACCACGCCCACGCAGCCCCUCACGCACCACUUCCACGCCACGCCGGACCACGCUACCGUCGCGCUCCAAGCUAUGAACAAGCUCAGGAUGAACUCGCAGUUGUGCGACAUCGAACUUGUAGCUGGGGCUGUGUCCGUCUUCGCGCACAGAGUGGUACUGGCUGCGGCUUCGGCUUAUUUUCACGUCAUGUUUAAUAGUAUGUAUUUGCGCUUCUCUUGUUGCUGUUAUGACAGGGUCAGACUCAUCAUUAUUCAAGCCUAG
Messenger RNA from Penaeus indicus, 554 nucleotides. RefSeq names its product kelch-like protein 17. The record is from RefSeq and is a predicted model, not a curated record. NCBI's taxonomy places the organism in Eukaryota, Metazoa, Arthropoda, Malacostraca, Decapoda, Penaeidae. Gene Ontology annotation, molecular function: protein binding. The transcript has 5 exons. The coding region runs from base 99 to 554 and encodes 151 amino acids.